CAGAAAUUUUGGUUAUUCGCUUGGAUUUGAUUUAUGGCUUUGGCUUGGCUGAGAUCUUGACUGUGCUUGAUACUUGAUGUAUUUGAGGUUAACAUCACUUUGACAUGUUUUUGAAUCGUUUCGAAAAAUUGAAAACAUGAGUUAUCGCUAUGAAUGUUAUCUAAAUUUCAAAUCAACGAUAUGAACGUAUUUGAAAGCUUGAUAUAUCUUAUGGUUCUUUGUACCACUAUUAAUGGAAGUAGCAAUGAAGAUGAACAAGAUGAAUUUUUAGCAACUAAGGAAUGGCAAGUUAUAAAAGAAGGGCAAAAAGUACCUAAGGGGUUACACUACAGAAUUAAUUUUGAAACUGGUGUUAAGGAAGCAAAACUUCUAGAUGAUGAAGAUGAACAAAGUAGAAAAGAAAGAAAAAAUGAACUUUUAGAAAUACCAAAUGAUGAAGAAAAUCAUGCACUUUUGGACACUGAGAUCAUAAAACAGGCUAUCAAAAAAAUAAAAGAUGAUGAUGUCAAAAAAGCUGAAAAGAACACUGAAAAAUUUCGAUCAUUUGAGGAAUUGAAAAAAGAUUUUGGAGAUCUAAAUAUGAUUCCAAAAAUGGAUGUAGAAAUAUUAAUUGAUUUGAUGAGGCAACAUAAAGAUGAACUAGCAAAAGACAAAAUUGAUGCUCCUGCGGUAGUUAGGAUACUUGAAGAUUUUGAUUUCCUAGCUCACCAAAUUGAUAAUGGAGUAGAAUUUAUCAAGCAAGAUGGAUUGCAAGAAGUUAUUUACAAAAAUAUUAAUUCUACAAUCAAUGAAGUUAAAGAAGCAACAUUGAACUUAUUUGGUUCAUUAUUGCAAAAUAACCCCAAAGUUCAAAUAAGUGCUUUAGAAAGUGGGGCCGUAACAAUUUUACUGAGAACUCUUUCUACAGAGAAAUCAAGCCAGGUUCAGACUAAAGCAUUUCAUGCCUUGAGUUGCCUUCUGAGAAGGUUUCCCCUUGCUCAACUGAGAUUUGUUAAAAAUGGAGGAUUAGCUGUCAUUUCAAAGCUAUUUGAAAACAGCUCAUUGAAGUUACAAGUGAAACUAGUAACUCUCAUGAAUGAUUUGAUUAUAGAGAACAUGCAAGCAGCCAGAUAUAAGCAAAACUCUGCUUUGAAACAGUAUGAGGCGGUGGAUCUACAAUCUAAGCUUUUAAAUGAACAAAACUGGUGUGAAAAUUUAAACCAAUUACUCAUAAGGUUGUUUUCUGCUGAUCCUGAGGAUCAUGAUUUGCUAGAGAAAUGCAUAAUUGCCAUGCAUACAACAUCAGAAGAGUGUUCUUCUGUUUAUAAUACAAAUCUUUUGAUCCAAAUGAUGCAGAGAUACAAAGCUUUGGAAGAGAAUGAAAAAGCUGAAAAUGAGUCUAGUGAUGGUUAUUUUAACAGUUUACAUAAUUUAAUAUUGGAGAUUUUAAAUGUGAAACAUGUCAAAACUGAGUUGUAGCAGUUAUUAUGUAUAAUUAUUUUAUGUUGUUACAAAUAUACAAUGUCAAACAACUGGUAUUUUUUCCUGCAUAUUUGCCUCAUACACAGCAAUUUUUAGAUUUAAAAUAUUAACGCCCUUUCCAUCAUUAGUCCAUGUGAUCGACAAAGAUAGCAAACUUUAUUCUAAGCUACUUUUUACACUUGACUACCUUUAUCAGUAUUGUAAC
Messenger RNA from Acanthoscelides obtectus, 1666 nucleotides. NCBI's taxonomy places the organism in Eukaryota, Metazoa, Arthropoda, Insecta, Coleoptera, Chrysomelidae. The record is from the annotation of a GenBank genome assembly.